Aspergillus nidulans FGSC A4 is the source of this 1512-nucleotide messenger RNA. RefSeq lists its product as uncharacterized. Bases 1 to 1512 code for a protein of 503 amino acids. NCBI's taxonomy places the organism in Eukaryota, Fungi, Ascomycota, Eurotiomycetes, Eurotiales, Aspergillaceae. The record is from RefSeq and is a predicted model, not a curated record. Gene Ontology annotation, molecular function: transmembrane transporter activity. Gene Ontology annotation, cellular component: membrane. Gene Ontology annotation, biological process: transmembrane transport. The transcript has 8 exons.
AUGGAGAACACCAUUGAAACACCGACUGGUGUUGAUGAGAGGAAGAGGAACCAGUCAGGAACGGCUAGUGACAAAGAGUAUGGGGUUAGGCAGACCAUGAGUUCUCAAGAUGAGAAAAGACUUGUGAGAAAGAUUGAUUUAUAUCUGAUGCCUCUUCUUAUCAUCAGCUAUGGACUUCAAUAUCUUGACAAAACCAGUUUAUCCUACAGCGCCAUUCUUGGAUUACGGGAAGACCUUAAUCUCCAUGGACAAGAGUUCAGCUGGGCUUCUGGUAUCUUCUACAUUGGGUAUCUAGCUGCCUCGUACCCUAUAUCACUUGGAUUCGUCAGGUUUCCUCUGGGACGUUAUCUCAGCGCUCUCAUUUUUCUUUGGGGCGUAGUCCUCACUCUCCACGCCUGUGCCCAGAACUAUGCCGGUCUCAUGGUGCUACGAGCACUGCUUGGUAUAUUUGAGAGUGCUAUCAGCCCUGGCUUUUCACUAAUCACCGGAAUGUGGUAUACACCCAAAGAACAUGUCUCUCGGCACUCUUUUUGGUUUGCCGGAAACGCCACCGCCAGUCUUAUCGGGUCAGGCAUCGCGUACGGCAUCCUAAAAUACACAGGGGGAUUCAGCAAAUGGAAGAUGCUCUUUCUCAUAUUUGGACUCAUCACAGUUGCGUGGUCUGUCUUUUUAUGGUUCUUCCUCCCCGACGACCCUUCGACGGCGCGUUUCCUUAACCCCACAGAAAGAGAAUUCGCAUCUUUGCGGCCAAAGAAGUUCCAGCGCACUACUCAGACCAAAAAGUGGGAUAAGUGCCAAUUUAUCGAGACCAUGAAGGACGUCAAGACAUGGUGGUUCUUGCUCUUCUCCUUUGUAAUCUGCGUGCCAAACGGUGGUACCACCAGCUUGAAUACCAUUAUUAUCAACAGCUUCGGCUACGAUGAACUUCAGACAAUCCUCAUGGGCAUGCCAGCCGCUGCCUUCCAGCUCACAACAGUCAUACUCGCCGCCCUUUUCACAACUUACAUCCGCAAGUCCAGGUUGGCUGCUAUGGUUGCAAUCUUCCUGAUGGCCAUGGCUGGAAUUCUUAUGGUCAAGCUUCUCCCCUAUGACAGGAAGAUUCCUCGCCUUGCGGGAUAUUGGCUCGUCACAGCUGUGGCCCCCGCGUUCCCUCUAAUGAUGUCCUUGUUUGCAAGCAAUACUGCCGGAUUCACGAAGAAAUCGACCGUUGUCGCCUUCAUCUUCGUUGGGUACUGUGUUGGAAACUUUGUUGGCCCGCAGUUCUUCAAGAGUACUGAGGCGCCCGGGUAUUCAACUGCAUACACCACAAUCCUUACCUGCUAUGUCAUCUCUAUCGUUAUGGCGGCUCUAUUCCGCGCCUAUCUCGGCUGGGCAAACAAGAGGCGCGAUCAGGCGCAGGGCAUACACAUUGACCCGGAGGAUCAUCGUGAGAUUGACCUUCAGGCAGAUGAAGAGCUGGACCAUGUGGACGAGACGGAUAUCCAGAACCAGAGCUUUAGGUAUAUUUUGUAA